Nicotiana tabacum (common tobacco) is the source of this 1653-nucleotide messenger RNA. RefSeq names its product fasciclin-like arabinogalactan protein 1. The record is from RefSeq and is a predicted model, not a curated record. Lineage: Eukaryota; Viridiplantae; Streptophyta; Magnoliopsida; Solanales; Solanaceae. Gene Ontology annotation, cellular component: plasma membrane.
CUUCAAUGCCAAACUCUGUAAAUUAAAAACUUCAUCUUUUCCUCUGUCCUCAACUCCUCACUUCACACUUCAGAUCUACUUUACCUCAAACUCCAUCUUCCUUUAUUAUACAAACCACUCCUCUUCACACACACACACACACAGUAUUCUCUCUCUUUCUUUUCUUUAACAAUAAUGCAGCUCCGGUCAGCCGCCGCCGUGGUUGCGGUGGUUCUUUCGGUAGCUCUUUUGCUUUUACCUAAUGCAACUGAAGCUCACAACAUCACAAAGAUUCUAGCAAAAUACCCACAAUUCUCAACUUUCAACCAUUACUUAACCGAAACCCAUCUCGCCGCCGAGAUUAACAACCGUGAAACCAUCACCGUCUGCGCCGUCGAUAACGCCGGCAUGGCGGAGCUACUCUCGAAACACCUCUCAAUCUACACCAUAAAAAACGUUAUUUCACUUCACGUCCUUUUAGAUUACUUCGGUGCUAAGAAACUCCACCAAAUAACCAACGGUACUGCUUUAGCCGCCACUAUGUUUCAAGCCACCGGUUCAGCUCCCGGUUCGACCGGGUUCGUCAAUAUAACUGAUCUCAAAGGCGGUAAAGUCGGGUUCGGCCCGGCUGAAAACCACGGUAAUCUUCCGGCGACAUUCGUCAAAGCCGUUGAAGAAAUACCGUAUAAUAUAUCCGUUAUUCAGAUCAGUACAAUGUUGCCGUCGGCUGCAGCGGAAGCUCCAACACCGGAACCGAGUCAAAUGAAUAUUACUUCAUUAAUGUCGGCUCAUGGCUGUAAAGUAUUUGCUGAAACUUUAUUGUCUUCACCAGCUGAGAAGACAUUUGACGACAAUGUUGACGGCGGAUUAACGGUAUUUUGCCCUGGAGAUGACGCGAUGAAGAAUUUUGCUCCGAAAUUUAAGAAACUGACGGCGGAAGGGAAGCAGUCUUUGCUUGAGUAUCACGGAGUGCCGGUUUAUCAAUCUAUGGACAGCUUGAAAUCCAACAAUGGCGUGAUGAACACGUUAGCUACUGACGGAUCUAAGAAAUACGAUUUCGUUGUGCAAAAUGACGGUAACGUUGUGACUUUGAAGACGAAGAUUGUGACGGCGAAGAUUACCGGAACUCUCAUUGAUGAACAGCCGUUGGCUAUUUUUACUAUUAAUAAGGUUUUGAUGCCGAAAGAAUUAUUUAAGACUGCACCUGCUGAUACCCCGGCGCCGGCACCGGCACCGGAAGCUGAUGCACCGUCGCCUAAAGGAUCUAAGAAGAAGAAACAUAAGGCGUCGCCGGCGGCUGAUACUCCGGCGGAUUCACCGGCGGAUGGUCCUAGUGACGACGUUGCGGAUUCGACGGCGGAUGAUAACGGCGCGUUUAGUUACAGUGUCGUUGGACCGGUGGUUGCAGGCGUUUUGAGCAUGUGGUUUUUCUUUGUAUUGUUGUAAGCUUUAUUUUUGUUAGUUUUUUUUUGUUUUAUAUCUUUUUUGAAGAUUAAAGGGGCUAUUACUGUUAAAUAAGUAAUUAAGUAUUGCAAAUUUGGCCGUAAUUUGUUCUUUGUAUUAGGUUUAGGAUUGGCUAGUAGGUUUUGUGACUUGUGAGUGUCUUUAUUUUUUUCCUUUUCUUUUAAAACUUUCUUUUUAUUGUUUGCUUAUUUUGGUUUUUGUUAUUUUUUA